Molecule: messenger RNA, 666 nt
Organism: Gryllus bimaculatus (two-spotted cricket)
Lineage: Eukaryota; Metazoa; Arthropoda; Insecta; Orthoptera; Gryllidae
Source: the annotation of a GenBank genome assembly
UUACAUGAUAGUUUGCAAUCUUAAUUUCAUGGUUUAUAGGCAUGUUGUAGAGAAUGGUUUAUGGAAUGUUGUUUCAUGCUUUAUAGGAAUGUUGUAGUAUUUCAUGGUUAUAGUAAGCAUCCUGUGUUGUGGCUGCUCUUAUAAAUGCUUCUUCAAAGAAAGAAUUAACUUUGUGGAGAGUCACCACCUUGCCUGGGUGAUUUUGAAGCCAGUUCUAAACAGUUUGUGAGUAAAAGGCACUGAGGGGCAACAUAAAACUCACCUACUGUGUGCAAAUAUAUGCAACUCACCACUGCUGACAAAGUAAACUUUAAAAGAAACACACAUUACCAAGCUGUAGCCACAAUAACUUAUAAUGCAAACGAGCAGACACUUCUGGGAACGGCGGGGCGGCGUUCAGAGCGACACCCUUAUAGUCGUAGGCGCCAGUCAUCCCGCUGCCCAGCUGGCCGUCCGGCGCCCCCGGCCCGCCGGCGGCCGCCGCUGCCGCUGCCGCUGCCGCCUCGUUGGCGCGAGGAAGCUUGGCUUCCGGAUAGGCCGACCGCCGCAGCUCCUCGCCCACUUCCGCGCCCGGCGCCCGCCCGCCAGCCCGCCCACCGACCGCAGACGCCCGCCCCGCACCGAACGAUAACUCGAAUCAGCCAGCAAGCUGUCACUGGAGGCUAA